Messenger RNA from Eremomyces bilateralis CBS 781.70, 574 nucleotides. RefSeq lists its product as uncharacterized. NCBI's taxonomy places the organism in Eukaryota, Fungi, Ascomycota, Dothideomycetes, Eremomycetales, Eremomycetaceae. The coding region runs from base 196 to 492 and encodes 98 amino acids. The transcript has a single exon. The record is from RefSeq and is a predicted model, not a curated record.
CUGCAAUGUCCGUGCUUUUUGCAUGAUUGGGCUUUGUUGACAGCUCGGGUUUGUUGUGUUUCCUCAGUCAGUCCAUCGUGUUCAGUUUUAGUUCUCUGUUCCAAGUCCGACGGUCGCUUUUUGGAGGCUCUGCUCCAGCCAAUUGGCAAAUACCAGGUCUAACGUGAGACGCUUCCUAGCUUGUCUGUGGUUCUCAUGCUUCUACACAUCAGUCUCUCUGCUCUUCCCUUCUCACUAAUGGAUAUUCCACUGGCUCGCUCAUGGGGUGUCCACCGACAAGGGGCGUUACAAGGCCCUAUGACAAUAGGGCAGGAUAUCCCUCCAGUCUUUGCAGUUCAGCGCCAUGCUACAUACGGGCCACUUCGCAUAUUCUUUACCACAAUCAACCUGCAUUAUGCAGCCGGUGCCAUUCUGUCACUUUAUCUCGCGUGGAUAUCCGACCCUUCCUUACACCAUAGCUGGGCAACCAUCACGAUUCUGACUAGGGCGUGAUGAUCGACUAAUGCAUGGGGAGGGCCGCUGGUAUCUUCACACUCAGCUGAUUGAAGUCUCCGUUCAUCCGGUGUCUAUCCCC